This is a messenger RNA of Cherax quadricarinatus, 13791 nucleotides long. The record is from RefSeq and is a predicted model, not a curated record. NCBI's taxonomy places the organism in Eukaryota, Metazoa, Arthropoda, Malacostraca, Decapoda, Parastacidae.
ACUUGUAAAACCCAUUGUGUUUAUAUCUUUCCCAAUGUAAUUAUAGAUCAGAAGUGAUGUGUCAUUUGUGAUUGCCAAAAUAGGUGUGAACUUCAUUAAGUUUUGCUUUAAUCUGUAAAGGUAGAGGUGAACCUUAUUGUGAUGGCCAAGGUAGGUAUGAACUUCAUUGUGAUGGUUAAGUUUCGCUUUAAUCUGUAAAGGUAGGGAUGACCCUUAUUGUGAUGGCCAAGUUUCAUUACUACCUGUCAUGGUAGGUGAUGAUCAGAUAUCAGUGCAACUUUUCUUGGUAUACGUGCAAAUUUCAUUGCCCUCUGCUUAAUUUUGUAGAACUUAUCCAUAUAGACUUGUUUAUACCUAAGAUAUUAAGGUAAUGAAUUUUUUUUUGGGGGGGGAGGAAAGAAAGAUUUGAUUUCUUUUUUAUUUACAUGUGAUUUUUUUAAUUAGCUUCUUUUUAUUGUUUAAGGCAAGAAUUGGAUGAUGUAACAGAGCCUGAUCGUUAUCCAGAACGUUUUACGGUGACAGUAAACAUUUUUGUGUCGGAUGUGGACCGCACACCGCCUCAGCCUCCUCCCUGGGUAGCAAGACCAUCAACCUCAUUCAACCCUCAUGUAGCAUAUACAACAGCUAUUGAGAUGGAAGAAACGAGGGACAAAUUUGCAGCAAGUGCACAUGGCUCGCCUGCAACUAGGAGACAAGAUUCCCUCCCCAAAUCAGGAUCAGUUGCUCCCCAAGUUUGUAGAGCAGACUUUAUGGCUGCAGUCAGUGGAGGUGCAAAACCAGAACAAAAUCAGGCAGGUGAGGAGGUAGAGGAUCUCAUAUCAGAUGAAGAAGAUACUCCAAUUUGUGAACCAGAAGCUACUCUAUUAUCUGAUACCAGUAGUUCAAAAGAAGCAGAUUUACUUAAUUGGGGAUUUUCAAACCAAAGUGCAACAAUAAAUAUUGAUCAAGUUGCGAAUGAUACGAAUUUGCUUGACAUUGCUGGUUCAGAGGGCAUGAAAAGAGACCCUAGUAACUUUGAUCUCCUCAGUGGUAUUGGUAGUGGUAGGAAUGAACCCAGUGCAAAUUCUUCCAUUAAUUCUGCAGAAACAGUGAAUGCUCAGGAAAAUUUGUUUGAUCCCUUUGGGACAUCAUCGGCUGAUUUGCAGCAUUCGAGUGGACAAGCACCCACAGAGGAUCUCUUUGGCCAGUUACCUUCAACACAGCAAACACAGCAAAAUAAUCUUUUUGGGCAGCUCGGGGGACCGGCAAUGGGUGGUAUUGGCCCAAUGGCACCUUCAGGCAGUCCUAUGAUGGGUCCACGAAUAAUAGGAGGAGCAACUAGUCCAAGUAAUACAGUUGGAGGUGGCUUUAUGCGUCCUCCAGCACCACAACAGCAGCAGAAUAAACCUGCUGAUCCAUUUGCUGAGCUAGGGAAUUUGGCAGGUAUAAGUGGAUGGGGUGGAUCUAAGCCUACAACACCUAAGGGUGGAACUCCUGCAGGUGGAACACCCUUGGGUGGUAGCACCCCUGUCAUGGGUUCACCACAGCACCGUCCACAGAUGGCUGGAAUGUGGCAGGGACAGACACCAGGUUUGAUGGGAGCACAACUAGGUGGUUGGCAACAGUCAGCUAGACCACAGCAGCCACAGCAACCACCACAACCACAGCAAUCACAGCAACCACCUCUGCCAUCACAACCACAGCAACCACCAUCUGCAGGGAAAACACCAACAGGUACUCCUCAUCACCAGAUGAAAUCUCCAAGUCAGCCCAAUUAUGGACGUGUUAAUUUUGAUGCUGCUGGUAAAAAUGUGGGGGGUACCCCAAAGGGCAGGGUUGGUGAAGAUGCUUUUGGAGACCUACUUGGCUCUCAAGGGUUCAGCUUCAGCAGUGGGAAGGACUCUGGUCCUCGUACCAUGGCUGAGAUGAAGAAAGUGGAAUUAGCAAAAAGUAUGGAUCCAGAGAAGCUUAAGGUAAUGGAAUGGACUGAAGGUAAGAAGAAAAAUAUACGGGCAAUGUUGUGCUCCCUUCAUGCCAUUAUCUGGGAAGGCUGCAAGUGGAAUGAGUGUGGCAUGCAUCACCUGGUUCAGCCAAAUGAUGUUAAAAAAAUGUACCGUAAAGCAUGUCUUGCAGUACAUCCAGACAAGUGUACGGGGACAGAACACGAGUCUCUUGCUAAACUCAUAUUUAUGGAAUUGAAUGAUGCAUAUUCAGAAUUUGAAAAUGACCCCAGCCAGCAGCAGAUUUUUAAGUAAGAAAUGGUAAGAUUAUUUAUUUAUUUGAAGAGGUAAAAUUUAUUUUGAUAUUUCCAUUUUAUGGUAUUAUAGAAUGGAAAUUGUUGUUAAAAACAUUCUGAGAGUUUAUUUAUUAUUAUUAUUAUUAUUAUUAGUGCUGUAUAUUCAUUAUGUUUUAGCUUUUAUUUUAGUAAAUAUUCUUUUUUUUUUUUUCUCAAGAUGUGUUUUCAUAGUUUGUGUGCCAUUUAGGCAGAGGCUGAUGCUUUAGAAAAUGCAAACACUCUAUCAUUCCAUUUCCCAAAAAUAGGGGCAUUUGUCAGUAUUGUGACAUUCUAAGUUGUUGGUAGCUUUUACAAUACGAACAUAUUUUCUGAGUUAACCUUGUAAGAAAGAAUUUGUAUUUACAAUUUUCAUGAUAUUGAAAUAUUUAUUGUUAAAUACACCUACCAUCCGACUUAUGACCGAGUUCGGUUCCGAGAAACUGGCCGUAAGUCGAAAUGGACGUAAGUCGAACUUUACUACUGAAUAUCAACAUCACAUUUUUGAAAUGACUUUAUUUUAUUGUUUUAUUUUGGUAUUUCAUGUUUUACUUUACUUUUUAUGCUGUUAGUACUGUAUUUUAUACUGUAAGGUUUAGGAUAAACACUGUGUACAACACACAUAGUUGUUUAUUUCCCAGAAAUUUGGCAAAGAAAACACGGUCGUAAGUCGAGUGGUCGUAAGUCGAGCAGGUCGUAAGUUGGAUGGUAGGUGUAUAACUAAAGCAGUGACUUUAGAUAACUAUGAGCAUUGUUAUGACACUACUGGUGUAAAUUUUAUAAGUCUGAAUAGGUGCUGAAAGUAUGUUAGUGUAUGUAGUAGGCUGUAAAGAAUGCUUGAAUUGAAUUGUCCUUAGUUCUGUUGAUAGUUACCAGUUUUAUGCCACAUUUGUAUGAACUAGAAGCUUCAGAUUUUUAUAUGAAUAUUACAAAUGGUGGCUUGAAAACUAAUUUUAAGAUAUUGAAAAGAACUUCUCAUAUUUUAGUUAAGCCUUGAUUAUUGUCAUUGAUGCCGUUCUUCCCAGUAGCAUAUAUUGUGCUAUACUAAACAUGGUUUGUAUUGACUCAUCAAGGCUGUAGGAUUGUCUGGUACAUUUACAUAUUGUCUCCAGUAUGUAUGUGUGUAGCCAGUAUAUCUCAUUUCUGUGAUAUCUAAGUUUAUGUUGACCUUUUCUAGAAACAUUUAUUUUAUAAAAGUUGUAUCAAAAUACAGACUUAAGUAGGAUAUAAAUUGCUGUAGAUAAAAAAUUAAUUUCUGAAGGUAUUUGAAAAAUCUUGUCAGACUAUGAAUAUAAUUUUGUGUAAAUAUGUGUGUGGUGUCUGGUAAUGUAGCAUUAUUAAUUUUUAACCAUAAUUUAAAAUAUUAUCACUAGUAAGUUAGCUAAUAUGAAAUGUAUCAUUGAAAGUAACUGAGUAUAACUUUUAUAAAAUACAUAACAGUUAAAAACAGAAAGUGAUACAUAUGAAUACUGUAGAUGCAUUCAAGCAUGUGAAGAACACUAUAAUCUAUAUCCUUUGAUGUUGGAUAAGGCCUUGAGCCAUUUAGGUUGUGCUAACUCCAGAAUUUUAGGAAAAAAUUCUUUUCUAAUUUGUUGCAGAAAAAUAGUUCCAUUUCUUGAAAAGAGGAAAAUAAGAGCAUUAAUACUGAUAGUCUUAAAGAAUUUAAAUAAAUUUAACAUGGCUUUUUUAGCUUUAUUAUGUAGUGUGUGUAUGUCUAGUGUUUUAGCCAGAGUGGUCAAAAUAGCUGGAUUUUCAUAAAAAAAUAAGUUUAGAAAUCUUCAUAUGGAUUAAAAUAAUUUUUAAAAAUUUCUUCAAUAUUAGUACAAGUUAACAUUUUUAAAUAGUGUAUAUUAAAAAUUACAACUUACAUGCAUGCAUUUACAUAUAUACAAUGCAUGAAUGCAUAUAUACAUCUUUCUACAUGCACAUAGAUAUAUACACACAUGCACGUGAAUACACAAACAUGCACAUAGAUAUAUACACACUUUUUUUUUUCAACAAACCAGCCGUAUCCCACCAAGGCGGGGUGGCCCAAAAAGAAAAACGAAAGUUUCUCUUUUUAGAUUUAGUAAUUUAUACAGGAGAAGGGGUUACUAACCCCUUGCUCCUGGCAUUUUGGUCGUUUCUUACAACACGCAUAGCUUACGGAUGAAGAAUUCUGUUCCACUUCCCCAUGGAGAUAAGAGGAAAUAAACAAGAACAAGAACUAGUAAGAAAAUAGAAGAUAACCCAGAGGGGUGUGUAUAUAUAUGCUUGUACAUGUGUAGUGUGACUUAAGUGUAAGUAGAAGUAGCAAGACGUACCUGAAACCUUGCAUGUUCAUGAGACAGAAAAAUGGACACCAGCAAUCCUACCAUCAUGUAAAACAAUUACAGGCUUUCGUUUUACACUCACUUGGCAGGACGGUAGUACCCCCCUGGGUGGUUGCUAUCUACUAACCUACUACCUACAAUACACACAUAUAUGCACAAACAUGCACAUAGAUAUAUACACAGUACAUGCAUACAUGUACACAUGCUGAUUUGCACAUGAAAACAUACUUUAGAAGCAAAACAAUUCUGGUUUAUAAUGCAACCAUCAUUGUGCCACACAAGCCAAGUCUAAAGUGUUGAAAUAGCUCCACUAAAAUCAGUCACAUCUUAAGAAAAUAAUCUUAUUUCAUUGAUAAAUAAUUUUAACUAAAUUUAGGCUGACCUAAGAUAAAUUUGGCAGGAUUAAACUUAAGCAGUGAAAGCUAAGGUUACUAAGUUAAUUUUGCUGUAAAAUAAGUUUUACAUAUAUUACCUAAGUAAAAUACUGUAUAUCUGUUAACACACAAUUUUUAAAGAAUCUAUUAUUAGGGUAGUUUGGUUUGCUUGACUGACUCUGCCUAAAAUGAAUGACACACACAUACACUAGAGUAGCAAUGGAAUACGCAGAAGUGGUAUGGUGUCUGCACCUAAACAAAACAUGUGAAUAAGUAAAAUGUCCAAAGGCUAGUUACAAAACAGCUUCCAAAACUAAAAACAAAAAAAUACAAAGAAAGGCUGAGACUUGCUGUCUUUGGCUGACUGGAGGAAAAGAGAUGACAUGAUAACCACAUGUAAGAAUAUAAAAAGAUAAGAAAAGUUGAUAGAGAAGGCUUUCUAACACAUAGCUCAUGGAGAACUAGAAGCAUUAUUAAAAAAUUAACAAAGAAGAGGUCCUGAAUGGACACUAAUAGAAUAGUAGAAUAAUUAAAAGGGUUACAAGAAAAGGAAGUAAGUUCUACAACUGAUGGAAUCUUGUUUAGAAAGCUUUAUGAUAGAUUUCUGAAGAUGGGAUGCCACAGGCUGUGUUCUGCUGUAGCUACAAGUUUGUACAUAAUUGCAAAUAGGUAAUUACUUUGAGCCAUAUUUCUGGGGAUUGUAUCAGCAGCAGUUCCUGUUGGGACACUUACAUUUUUUAGGUUUGUCUCAAGACACUGCAAUAAACAAUGUAUGUAUCAGGCAAUGGCAACAGCACAAAACUUCUCUGCUGCAAAUAGCCGAGUUACUAUCUGAUUCACUCCAGACAGGUUCAUAUAGAUCCUUUGGGAAUCUGACCUGGCAUGACAAAGGAAGAAAGGGGUACCCUGUAUUGGCUGAAUAUUGUAGGCAUAGUGUGGUAUGGUUCAUGCUAGUAUAAAUAAUAGGAAGUACCAUACCAAGUUGGCCAUUAAGGGUGCUUACUUAGGUUAAGCAGAUGGUUCUCUAGUCCUGACACCAGUGGGUUCCACAUGUGUCUAUGAAGAGUUUGUAUGUGAUUUCACAGGAAAUUAUGAUGUUCACUGAAAGAUUACAAAUUAAGUAGUGUAAUGGAAAAAACUAUUGAUUUACUUGCAAACUUCAAAAUUGUGGAAACUGAUUGAACCCCUAUCAACACAUUAGGUAUUUUACACAGGCAUUGACAAAAGCUGACAAGUGAAAAUAGGCACUGAUAGCAGAGAAUCCUUUUAACAUCAGGUUUUAUCCAAGCUUUUGAUGAAACAUAUUAAAAGGAGUCUCUGCUACCGUUGUUAUUAUUACCAGGUAUUUUACAUUUAUGUGUAUUCACUCAUACAAAGUAUGAAGAAUUCUUGUGGCAUCAAAGCCCUUAAAUACGGUAGCAUCAUAUCUGUGUCUGAUAACUAGAAUUCUUAGGAUUAUAAGUGUGCAUGAAACGUUAUUGUAUGUUAUUGUUCUAUGAAGAAAUAUAUGCUUCUUAUUUGUAAGUAAUUGUUGAGAACAUUAAUAAAUAAGGCAAAGAAGACUCAUGCCCAAUCCAUUCAUAAUUCAGUGUUGAUAAUUAAACUCAAACUUUAUUAUGAAUUUAAGCUAGGUAAAUAGAUUUAUUAAUACUAUUUAAAGGCAAAUAAUGAUACAUACUGUAUAUUUAUAUAAAUGCUAGUUCAUAACCCUAGUACAGUAUUUUAUACUGUAUUAGAAAUAAGGAAUCACUCCAUAUGGAAGGAUGCUGUAUUGGUCACAUAGUAAUGCGCAUGAAGCUCAAAACUGCAACAAAGACAUUCUGUACUACCCAAGAGACUGCAAUCUUUUGAUUUUUUCAGAUGAUUUAUUUUUUUUUACAUUAGCUGUUUUCUACCAAGGCAGAUCAACUCAAAGAGGGAAACACAAUCACCAUCUUUCAUUCACUGGCUAUAUUAUCGGAAGUGUAAAGACAUCACAAUUAAAAUAACCCUCUGUAGUGCAGAUUAACUACUCAUCCUUCAGAGUCCAGGCUCUGUACUUCCCACCUACAGAACUUAAAUUCAGCUAAUAAAAUAGAUAUAUCAGUAAAUGCCAUCACUGAUUCUACCAUCUACACAGUUUCCAAUAACUUAGCUAAGUGAAAUUAUCUAAGUAGUCUUAGUCAAGCAUAAUUCAUCAUUUUGUUUAUGAAUAGGCUUUAAUAUUUGUCACAGACUUGAAAAAUAUCAAAAGUAUUUGCUCUUAAAAUUAAAAUUUUACUUUUAAAUCAUGAUGUUUAAAUUAUGUUCUAUUAGUGAACAGCCCCUGUUAGGGGCAGAUUGGCAGACCAUGCUCCUCCUAUAUGCAGCCUCAUGGCAUUCCAGGCUAGAUUAUGGCUACCAGUUCUACUUGGCCAGCUCUUCCCUUCUGCUCUAGUUAAAUCCUGUUCAUAACCUAUGGAUAUGGCUUUGCAUAGGUGCAUUCCAUACUUUUCUGUCAAGAGUUUCCAUGUUAAGUCUGGUGAGCUUUUCCUGGAUCUCUGCCAUGAGAGGCUGGAUCUUUGCUAAUUGUUUUGGGUUUGGCAUGUACCUGGCAACCCAGCUUGUGCUUUGAUCUUCAGAGAAUAUCGAGAAGAUCCCUUUGGUGUGUAAGACUUCUUUGCCAUUUGGUGUUUAGAUUCAAGCUGCUCUCUUGGAUUGUGACAGUGAUGUGUCUGCUGUCAGAGAGGAUGACUUCUUUUGCUGCUUUCCUUGAAUGGUACCUGAGGUACAUCUAUGUAGGCAGUGGAUAGAAAGCCCUAAGUGCCAAGCUUGGGUCAUGUUGUUACGGCAUUAUUUUGUUCAUGCUUCAACAAUAAAGGUUUUUACUGACAGGUUAAAGAGUGAGGGGUGUUGUUGGUUUUUUGAUCACUGGUGAGGACUCUCAUUGUGCUAUUACUAAGCAAGUCUUUAUUGCAGAGAUCCAUGCAAUCCUUGAUGUUUUUGUCCUGUUAGCUGGCUUAGUUAAAUCUCGAUGCACUCUACUCAUUUUCCCAGUGUGCUCUUUUUGCCCUUGUCCAGUAUGUUUGUCUACCAUGUAGUGCAGAAGAUCCAAGAGUGAUAAGCUCGUCUCCAUGCAUGGCACAAGGAUGUGGAGUCCUGUCAGUGCCCAGGCAAUGUUGGUGUCCUUGAAAAUACAAGGGUAGAUGCUAAAGUGAAGGCUGCCAUUACGCUCUCUCUCUAUAGCAGACUUCUGUCUCGCAGUGAUUUCAUGAGCCAUAUAAAAUGAUAUGUCCUCUGGAAGUGGCAGGCCCAGUGAGCCCUACAGACAAGAAGCUGUAUAACCUUACAGGUUUAGUGUUUAGCAUUAUUUUAUUAUUACAGAUAAGAAGCAAGUUACAAUAUACAGGGCUUGGCAAGAUGUGGGUGCUUGGCCAUCCUCCCUUUCAACAAGAAUCAUCACUUUGAGAUGACUAUCUAUUGAGAAUUGGGCACACACAUCUCACUCAUAGCCACUGUUUGCAGGUGCUCCCUCCCUUCCCCACAGAGGGAGGAGGGGGAAACCUGUAAGAUGAUAAACUAUGUAUUUAUAAAAAUUAUCUGGUCAUUGUACAAGGAAGCAGUCAUUAAUCAUGGGACCGAGUGAGGGUAGUGAUGGCCUGCAGCCUGGAAUUUGGCUGGUAAAUGAUCAGGAGAUGGUCAUUAAACAGGAAAUGGUCCUAGGUAUUUUGGUUAUGUGAGAUUACGUUUUCCAAACAGUCAUUAAGCAGGGGAUCACUGUACAUAAUUAAAAGUUAUAUAUGCAACUUUAGGUAACUUUUAAGCUAACUUCAAGAUACUUUUAUACUUUGGAUGUUCAUACUGUACCAUUCGUUAAAGUACUUUUACACAGGCCACUAACUGGAUAGGUGAUAGCUUGGACACAACACCCUUGGAUAAAAGGAUCUUUAUAAGCCAAGUGCUUUCAGUACCCAACAAGAAUGGGACUUUCAUUGCACAUACACUUGAAUUUGUAAUUGAAGCUAACUUAAUACACUAACUCUAGCUUCUUUAUCAUAUGAACCUGCCUUUGAUUUGAUUUGAUGUGAAUACUUCUCCACUACAUAACCAGUGCUGACAAGUGCAAUAAACUCUCAAAUAACAUCAUUGGUUGGUUUUAAAAGUACUGUGAGUGGGUUGGGUUUAUGAGUGGGUGUGGUUUGGUGUGCAUUGGACCUGUCAAGCAUAGGCCAAUAAACUACUGCAGUGGUCUAUUAAUAUAUUCAGAUGUGACCCACACAGUUAUAGUAUUUUUUUUUUUUUUUGGGGGGGGGGGGGAGGGGGGAAUAUAAUAAUGUUUCCUUCUUUGGGUCACACUACCAUGAUGGAAAACUGCCAGUGUGGUAAAAGACAAAAAUAAUAACCAUAUUACUGACAAUAUGGAAAAAGCAUUUAAAGUAUUUACAGCAUAUGCAAUCCAUUAAUUAUGGUAUUGAUCACAGCUGCUAUAUGAUAUAGAUUUUGUUUUCAUAGGUCCACCUGUUUGUGAUUACUAUACCUAUUUUGUAGCUACAGGAGCAAAACUAUACUCAUGGUGUCCCAUCUUCAGCUUAUAAUAUAUAAUUUUUUUUAACAUUUCCAGUGGUUGUAGCAGUUAGUGCAUUCUCUUCUGAUCCAUAAUAUUGUUCUACCAGAAAACUAGAAAAACUAGACAGACACACAAGAAAAUUAAUUCCAGGAUUAUAAUAUAUGAGCUCUGAAGAAAGACUGAAAUUUCAAAAUGUAUCUUGGAGAUGAAAAAAAAGGCAUAAUAAUCAAUUCCCUUAAAGGAGGUAGAGAGUACAGUAUUUACAGAGCAGUUGGUGAAUGUCAUGAGCUCCAGAAGGCUGCAUGUUACACACAAAGUUUAAAAUUAUGAACAAGAAAAAGAAAAUGGGACACCAUGAGCAUAUUAAGUAACCCUAUGCCUCUAAUAACACACAAGUAAUCACAUACACAUGCAUAACAUAUAUGCAAUUUUUUUUCUGGUCUUUAUACAAAACAGUUACAAAAUAUAAUUAGAGUCUUACACCAGUUUAAGUGAUUAAGCAUGGUUAAUUAAUGUAAAUGACAAACCAAUUUUUGUAAGGCUAAAGAAAAUGGGAAAGUGUAAAUUUUUUACGUAGAAGUGUUCAGAAUUUUUGUUAUAUCAGUUAUGUGAAAUGACAGUAAUAAGUAUUCUGUACAGCCUUGUACAUUUACUUUAUUGUAAAUGAUUUCAGAAUUGUGAACAAUAUACACCACAUGGUUUUCAGUUUAUAUUUUAAAAUGCAUUAGUAUAUUUUCAUACAAAUUUUAUGACAUUGUGUAACCCUUAUGGGUUUAACACAUUUUUGUGAAUACAUGUUAUGAAAAUUUAAGCAAUUUUCAUUCCACUGUGGUGUUAUCACCCUAUAUAAGUGCUUUAGAAGCACAGGGUGAUACUGUUCUAUAAAAACCUGUUGUGUGUCCUAUAUUACCAGCUUGCAUUAAUUACUCUCACUUGUGUACUGACUGAUCUCAGAACGUCCUGUGUUGAGAAGCAGACAUGAAUAAUGUUUACUGGCUUUCACACACUAUUAUGUUGAAUGGCCAACAUUCCAGUGUGUACUUUAAGUUAUAGCAUUUUUGAAUAAUUUAUGCAUUAUUUUAAUAGAAAUGUAGGUUGAUAAUUUACCAUUACUUUGUAAUAAUAUUUUUUUUAUUGUAAUUACAUCUGAAGAUUAAAUUAAUUUAAUCUCUUGUUUUAUUUAUUUACUUCCUUUCAUCCAUUUAAAUUAAAGGUGCAUAUUUAAAUAAUGAAGAUACUUGCUCAAAUGUCCCAAAAUAUUUUAGUGCAUUAUAAUUAUGAUCACAUGGAAUGUGUGACAAAAAUCUGAAGCACUACUGAGAAUAAUGUUCAUAUAGUUCACAGAAAAAAUGUAAUCCAAAGAGCAUUUUAAAUAUGAUUAUUUAUUCAUAGUGGAGAUCAUGAUCUUUCUUCACUUUCAAGAGGGCUUCUAAACUAUAGCAAAGAGGCUCUUGAUCAGUUGACUGGACCUCUUGUCUCAUUCCUUAGAUCAAAUUUACCCCCCCAACCCUCCAUCCCUCUAUUUGAUCUCAUUAGUGGGGAAUUUUUUUUUUUUUUUAUGAAAUCCAGCUCCAAGGCAGGAAAUACAAAUUGUGGACAUCUUUCUAAUAUGUACAGUUAAAUAUAAGUGAUGAGGAUUUAAAGCAUAUCAGAAGAGGCUUUCACAAGUUAUCACAUGGAAUGUGUUAUCCCAAUUUCUUCAAUAAAGCAACAAAUAGGUACAUACAUAGCCCAAUCCCUUGCCCUAUGAUACACCAGCUUAAAAUGUUUCAAGCUAAUCAGAAGAGGCACUUCCUAGUUUUGCACAGAGACCAAUACUCAAAAGCAUCAACAUCUUAAGUUUGAAGUUGCUCAGAAAUUGCAUUCUUAAAAUUAACAGCACUAAAGGCUUGAACCCAGUCAAAUUAGACAUUUGCAAAUUAUUACCUAAGAACCAUUACAGUGGAACUACGAUUUUCAUUUGCCCUGGUUUUUGUCGAAUUUGGUUUUCAACAAUUUUUUCGUCAAAAUUUCGUCCCAGUUUUCGUUGGUCUGCUGUACCGAACGUGUCUGCCUGCCAGCGCCAACACAAAGCAUCCCACACGUUUCGAGUCAGUCUGGCUUUGUUUCUCAUUGAGUGAGCAUUACCCUGAGCAUUCAUCCGAAACAUUUCGUAAUAUCCAAUGUUUUUUGUGCUUGUUUAUUGAGUGCGACUUCUAAAUAAGCCACCAUGGGACUUUGGGGAAGUCCGUAGGGUUGGAUGUGAGUGGCCAGGAUGUGGAAGAGUUGGUGGACGACCACAGGGAAGAGCUAACCACUGAAGAGCUACACCUUCAACUGGAACAGCAACAGAUCACCUCUGAGGAAAUUGCUUCAGAGGAGGAGGAAGAGAGAGGGGAGAAUGUGCCUUCUUCAGUGAUUCAGGACAUGUGUGCAAAGUGGAAUGGGUUGCAAAGUUUUGUGGAGAAAUAUCACCCUAACAAAGCUGUUGCAAGCUGUGUUUGGAACAUGUUCAGUGACAAUGUCUUGUCACAUUUUAGGCAAAUCUUAGAGACGUCAGAAACAGACCUGGACAGAUUUUUUUGUGCGACAGGGGUCCAGUGCCAGUAAAAGACAAAGAAGGGAAGUAACUCUGGAUAGGCGACUUGAUACCUAAAGUUCUCCUGGAGGAGGAUUUCCCUUCCAACCAAUAACCUCUCAUCCUCCCUCUCCCCUUCUCGGGUCUUCCAUACGCCAACAAGAAUCUUCAAUAAAGGUAAAGGUGAUAUUAAAUGUUCGUUUAUCCAUUUCAUUAGUCCUUUAUAUUUAUUUCUCAUUGUUUUCUGUAUGUAAAACUAUAGUUAUUCUCUAUAAAAUGUAUUUUUUGUUAAUACUUUUGGGUGGCUGGAGCUGUAUAGUUCUUGUGGCUUAGCACUUCUUUUUUAUUAUAAUAAUAAUAAUAAUUGGGUGGCUGGAAUGGAUUAAUUGGAUUUACAUUAUUUCUUGUGGGAAAUAUUGCUUCAGUUUUCAUCGAAUUCAGUUUUCGUCAGACUUUCUGGAACAAAUUAAUGACGAAAACCGAGGUUCCACUGUACAAUAUUUCAAUUUUCUGAGUCUUCAAUAAAACUAGCACCUAUACAGCCCAAAAUAAAUUCAAAUCUUUCUCUAAAAACAAUACACCAACAUCUAGGUUUGAGUUUGAUCUGAAAUUGUAUUAUCCAAUUAUUGAAUGGAAACCAGUUUAGUAAAAUUGGAAAAUUAAAACACCCCAAAAGCAAUACAAAGCAUCCUUUGAAGAAAACACAUCUUUAACAGCUCUGUUCCACAAGGCACAGUACUCGCUCCCAUUCUAUUCCUCAUCCUCAUUUCUGACAGAUAUGUAAGCCAUAGCUCCGUGUCUUCCUUUGCGGAUGACACCCGGAUCACCAUGACAGUGACUUCCAUUGAAGACACUGCGAAACUCCAAGCAGACAUCAACCAAAUCUUUGAAUGGGCCAUUCAAAACAAUAUGAAGUUCAACGAGGAGAAAUUUCAACUAUGUACUCAGAUAUGGAAAACUUGAAGAAAUUAAAAAUGUGUCAGGGUAUACCACAAAUUCUAACCAUACAAUAGAGCAGAAAAGUAAUGUGAAGGACCUGGGAGUGAUAAUGUCAGAGGAUCUCACCUUCAAAGACCACAACAAUGUAUCUACCUCAUCUGCUAGGAAAAUGAUAGGAUGGAUAAUGAGAGCCUUCAAAACUAGGGAUGCCAAGCCCAUGAUGAUUCUCUUCAAAUUGCUUGUGCUCUCUAGGCUGGAAUACUGCUGUACACUAACAACCCCCUUCAAGGCUGGCAACAUUGCAGACCUGGAGAGUGUACAAAGAACUUUCACGGCACACACAAGUGCAAUAAGGCACCUAGACCAUUGGGAACGGUUGAAGGUCCACUGGGAAUGGUUGAAGGUCCUUGAUCUGUAUUUCCUCGAACGCAGGCGAGAGAGAUACAUGGAGGGUUUGGUACCAAACCUGCACACGAAAGUCACUUCCUAUGAAAGCAAAAGACUCGGCAGGAGAUGCAACAUUUCCCCGAUGAAAAGCAGGGGUGCCACGAGUACACUGAGAGACAACACAAUAAAUGUCCGGGGCCCAAGACUAUUCAAUUGCCUCCCAGCAUACAUAAGGGGGAUUACCAAUAGACCCCUGGCUGUCUUCAAGAAAGCACUGGACAGGCACCUAAAGUCAGUACCUGAUCAACCAGGCUGUGGUUUGUAUGUCAGCUUGUGUGUGGCCAGCAGCAACAGCCUGGUUGAUCAGACCCUGAUCCACCAUGAGGCUUGGUCUCAGACUGGGCCGUGGGGGCAUUGACCCCCAAAACCCUCUCCAGGUAAACCAA